AGGAGGAGAUGAACAAAGUGAAAAAGCUUCAGGGGAGCUUGCUAGUAAGGAAUCCCUUUAACUAAUUUAUACAAACCUUCAGGAGAGGGAGCUUAUAAGUUUAGCUUCGGUAAUCACCGGAAACCAAACUAAACAUCGCUGGUCCUACGCAAAUGAGAUCAGCAGUGAGGAUCCUCAUAAUGGCCGAGCUCCAGUGAAGUUGUCGCCGGCAAGUUUUCUUCGGUGAGCCAAGAAACCGCUGGAUAAUAGAGGACUUUUGUAUUUUCUUAACUCUUAUUUAGUGUAAUUCCUGCCUAUGUUGACUUUCAGAAAAUCAUUUAUUAAAUAUUUUUUUAAUUCUUUCUUUUAGAUCCAUGAUUCUAUCAAGUUCUCAAUCAUAAAAAGAAAAUAUAGCAAACUAUCUGUUCCAAUUUACAAUAAUCCAUUGAUCCUUAAGCUACGCAGUGGAUAUGAAUUCCAUCAAUAGAAUUGAAUCUGUCGUAUAAACUUGCAUAAACAUAAUUAAGUCUAAUCUAAGUAGGAAAUUCAACCAAAUUGAAUCCCUUAAUUGGAACAAGUCUUCAAAAGUUUGAAUUUUUUUAAAUAUUUAGUCACAUAUAGAAAUGAAUCUUAGCUGGCUCAUUUGUUUGAGGCAACCCAUUAGCAAAUUAACAAUUAGCCUUUUGUCUGUAAUUCUUGUUUUAAGUACUUAACUAGUAUACUAUAUUUUAAAUAUACACGAACUUGGUAUAAAAUCCAAUAAAAAUACAUAUAUCUAGUUUUCUUCAAUUCAAUGUUGGAAAGAAAAAAAAGAUAUCAUGUAAAAAAAUCUGAGACAAAACUACACCGCAUUUAAUCACCCAUUGGAAGAUAAAAUAACCAUUUCAACUCACAGCUAAAACCUUUUAUUAGCACUUUAAUUAGUCAAAAUAUUAUCUAUAUAAACAGAUCGAAUGUAGAGAGCAAGUCGUAAUACUCAACUUCUUCUCGAGAUAUUAUCAUUUUUGAUUCUCUCCCUGGCUGUUUGAUAAUCCUCUGUUUUCAUUGUUUCUGUUAACAUAACACUAGUUUUCAGAAAGUCAAUCUCUAAUUAUAUAACUUUUCUAAUAACUCGAGAAACAGAGGAAUUUAAGAAAAGGAAUGAUUUUUCUUAAGAUCAUUAUUAUUAUUUCCAAAUAUAUUUUUCAAUUUGUUCGUGGAACACACUGAUUCAUUUCCACCCAAUUUUUUUCUUUUGAAUGAUGUAAAAUUUUAUUCAUCAAAAAAAGCCAUUUGUUACAUCAAGUGCAUCAAAUUUUAAUUUCAACUUAUUUCAGUUAUAGUUUUCAUCUUUCGUUGUUGUUGAGUGUAACAAAACAGUGCAACUGUUGUUUUCCUUAUCUUUCGUUUGAAAAAAUGGCGUCUUUGGAAAUGGUUUCGACAAAGAUGUUCGAAUGUGUCCCGAGUGAUCGUAGCAAGGAAGAAAAGGAUCUCAAAGUUAUAGCCAGAGAUCAAUCCGAAAAUUUUCGUGUCUUUCCUGUGGAUGAUUCUGGAAGUAAACAAGAUGGAAAUGAGGUUCUUGAAUGUUCUUCAAGAACCUCUGUUUCCGAAACAGAGGAAGCUCAACAGAUUAUUUCUUCUCCAGAGACCAAUUCAAAUGCGUUUUAUAAUCUAGUUGAAACAGAGAACCCGUCAAGAAAUGAGAUCAUCAUGGGAGCUUCUUCUCUGGUUCAGAUUUGGGAAGCUAGGUCGCGACCGUCUAGCCCGACUCGAAAUCAUUUCUUCAUUGAUAGCUUAUUUUUUGAGUCUCUCAAUGACGAGGCAAGAAACAACGGUGAAGAAGUAGAUUGGUGUUUACAGUUAAACAUAUCAGAUUCUUGUGAGAAGGAGAGAGAAUCAAGAUGUUCACCUCCGUUGGUAAGGAUAAGAGGACGACAAGCAUUUGAAGAUUUCUUGAUGAUGAUUCUACGUGAAAGGAAAAAGUAUCUCAAAUGGAUCGCUGGUCUCACCGCGGUUUCGAAGUUCUCACCUCGUGGAUGCGAGCGUCUUCAGUAUAUGCUUAGGAUCAGAUCUUUUGAAAGGUGCAUCGCUAUGCAAGAAAGACAUCUGUUUAAAUCAUCAAAACGGUCUUCAAGAGGGUCAGGUGUGAUGAAUAAUCUCAGGUACAAGAAAAAUAUCGGGCAGCCGAAAAUCGCCAAUGAAGCUGUAUUGAGUGAAGAUACAAGCAACAAGAAUGGGUUAAAGAAACAUGAAACUGAGAGGAAAUAUACAGAAGAAGGAGAAGGGUCAGGAGAGACUACAGAGAAAGGUAUUGUAAUGGGAAGUGUAGAAACAAACAAUACAUUGAGUAUCGCGGAGAAAGUGAACCUGUGGGACUCUAAGGAGAGAAGCAAUAUGGGGAAAGCUAAAAACGAGGGAAAAGCUGCAAGAAGCGGUAUUGAUGUGGAGGUCACAGAGGUAAUCGAUAUAGAGACUGAUGGAUAUAGACUCAAUCCUCAAGACGUUACAUCAAUGAUUAGUUUGGAGAAAAGGAAGGAAGAAGAAAACGCGAGCAGAGUAUCUAGAGAGAGGCAUACUGAUGAAAUGUUUUCAAAGGACGAUGGAGAAACGUCGAAAGACAAGAAGCUAGAAGCAUCAGAAACAUUGUGUCUAGUCCUUGAGUCACCAAGAUUCCUAAAUAGUUGGGUUAAACAUGACAUGGAAGGCGAAGAUGAAUAUGAAGAUUACAGUGGAGAGAGUGUGAACUAUGAUUGGGUUAGCCACAUAUCGCGACCACGGAGUUAUUGGGACGAUCUAAGGAAAGAGAGGGAGCUGGAGAUCAUAAAAAAGCUUUCAAAGAAAGAUGAUAUUUUUCAGAAAUUAAUCAAGGAAAGGACAGUUUUUAGCUUCCUGACAAGCGAUUUUCGGAAAAAUAUUGAAAAAAUUCUGAUCUCACGGCCACAAAAAGGGUUAGAAGUAAAAGGCAAUCAUGUGGAUGGAGAAGCUAGUGAGGAGUGCUCAGCAGAAUACCAAGAAAAAGAAAACGAAACAGAGAGUGUGGAUCUUGAAAGUGUAAUUGUAUGUGAUGGUUUCAGCCAAGACUCAGCGAUGAAAACGUGGAGCUUCGAAGAUCAUGAACCCUACCUUAAGGAUCAUGAGAAUACCUCCUCUGAAACACAGAUGGUAUGUGGUCUCAUGGAAGAAGUUAAAAAGAUGCAAAGAGAAAUGCUCGAACUAAAAGGCUUUGUCAAAUCUUGCGUCGAUUUCCAGAAAUUCAAAUCAGCUUCAGUUUCAGAUUCUGUACAAGGAAAUUGUUCUGUCUGCUUCGAGAAGCCUAUAGACUCGCUUCUAUAUAGGUGUGGACAUAUGUGCACGUGUCUGAAAUGUGGCCAUGAGCUUCUAUGGAGUACUAAGAAAUGUCCGAUAUGUAUGGCUCCAAUUAUAGAUGUUGUCAGAGCAUUUCUUGAUUCUUAGGGCUCAAAAAACAAAUGAUAUAGAAAAUAAAACUAAAACUUUACUCAGUAUUGUAAAUUAUCAAUAAGGUGAAACAAUCUGAUUAUAUAUACUAAGCAAAGUAUUUUUUGUUGUUGCUAUGUUAUUAACUUUUCAUGUGUAUAAUAAGACUGGUGCUUCAGUUGAUGAUUUACGUCAUUAAAAUUAAUGUGUUGGCUAAAACCGUUGCAGAAAAAAACAUGAAAAUGAGAAUUAAGGGACCCGUUUGUAACGACUAGAGAUGUAAAUUGGAUAGAGACAAAGUUUUUUUGAUUGCCCAACAUCGGUUGGACAUAUCUCUUGAAGAGUUUCUUUCAGAGUGACAGAAAGUAAAUUUAUGCAGCCUGGAAAUCUAGUAAUCACCCACAUUUAAGCAUAUAUAUGUUCAUAUAUGGCAAAAAUUUGUCAAAACUAAUUAAUGACAAUAUACAUAUACAAAAGUAUGUUUAAUUCACAGAUUAAAACAAUAAUAAAUCACAAUAGAAGCUUUUUUUUUUUUGGAACUCUCACAAUAGAAGCUACAAGUUGUUUUUUUUUUGCUAAAAUAAUAGUUAUAACCUAUCAUUUUUUUAAAAGCGAUUCUUAGCAUUAUUCAUAACCAGACCACAUGAGUGAAAAGUGUUUCUUUACAUCUUUCUACAAUAUAUAUUACUAUCAUGCAAGACUAUAUAUAUAUAUAUAUCAUUAUUAAUAUAUUGAAGAAAAAUAGCAUGGUAUACGUAUAUGGGUCCGUAUACGGGCAACAAAAAAUUGUUUGGCCGAAGAAAUGAAUUAAGCAAAUGAAAACUAUUUUAAUUAAGCUAAAACUAUUUUAAGCUCUAUGUUAACCAAAAAAAAAAAAAGCUCUAUAGAAAGGAAACGAAACGCUUUUACAAAUAUUUAAUAUUUCGUUUAAAUGUUAAAUCAAGUCACAAAACUUUAUUUUAUAUGGUUUGUUGAUUAACACAUGGGAUGUCUCCUCCUCGUGAUUCCAUUUAAAGAAUCACAUCCCAUAUUUUUUUCUCUCACCUGGCCUUUUAGUAAUAUUAGCAUAUUAUCUUCUAAUAAGACAUCAAACAAUAUUAAUAAAUAAUAAUUAAAGGAGACUACGGUCUAUUAAGAAGAACAAGAAAGAGUUGACGUUUGAAGAGACUUCGGUUGUUCGGUUGUCAUCCCACAAGCUCCAGCUUGACUUAAAAUGAUUUAACUUUUUUUUUUUUCCGUCAAUUGAUUAUAUUAAACACCGGAUGAAAUACAAAAGCCGGCGGAACACGUUGAUAUCUCCGGAAACAAAAGUCCAUAGGAAAGACACUAAAAUCCAUACGAGGGCACCAAAGACCAAACUACAACAUAACUUAUAUAAACGCAAAUUCUUACAACUAAAUCUUCCUACAAUCCUUUAACAAACUCAUAGAUAGUAAAGUCAAGGCCAAAAAUAAUCACAAGACCACAUUCAACCAAGCUGAUAAGUGGCAAAAAUGACUUAACAGAACCGAAAUCACCUGAACUUCCUGUCUACGAUGAAAAGCCAGAACCACGCCGAAUAGCACCACACACACACCGACCCCAAACCAUGGGUCUAAGAACCAAAACACCCGGGACCAACCCCCCUACAAAACUGCAACUUCAUCCGAUUGAACCAAAACCUCAACCUCUUUAUACUGCUUCAAUCAUCCAAGAAGAAGCCACCGAGGAAACCAGAGAUCAGCGAACAAACCAGGAAGGAGACGAACUCUUAUUAAAAGCUGCAGCAAGGACUCCUUCACAACUGGAAAUGGAGAGGUGACACCAACCAACUUCUUCACAACAAGGAUGCUAAACCUGUUCUGCUCACGGAUUCGUCAUUAACGCCACUGCCGUACCGACACCAAGAAGAGACUAAAACAGCCAAUCUAUAAGGUAAAAAGGGAUUCAGAGGAUAUAACCUCUCCGUUGAGUAGAUAAGUAGGCAAAACAGGGGAGAUGAGCCAAGAUGGAGAGGAGCAUCAAAGCACAUCUGAACCUUUGAAACCCAACGGGUCAACACCACCACACGAAGGAGACACUCUCCACACGCCCCUAGCCACAUAACUAACCCACCCCGGAACAAGGAAGAUCUAAACCGCAGGAAAUAGCGAUUGACAUAUAAGCUAAACCGAAGACAAGACACAAUAUUACCAGAUCGAAAUUACUCUCAUAUGAAACCCUUCCUUCUCGACUCCUUGCAGCAUCUCGCUGCUACUCCAGCAACGUGACAGAAACUGUCUCACCGUUGUAAAUCCACCAGAAAAUCCAUGGAAAUCCAGAGUAACUCGCAUCUCGACGACGUGUGAAGAAGAGAAAUAGAGAUGGGUAACAGAGAUACAUAUAACGUAAUAACUUUUUCUAGACCACUUAAUUUCGUGAUUAUUCUUUUUCUGUUAAAUUUCGUAAUUAUUCUAUUAUCUAGUCUAUGAUGUGUCUCGCUAAUUCGUUCUAAUAAAACCUUUUUGUAUCUAAAAAGAGGAUUUCCGACCUAAUUAUAGAAUAUCUAUUCUUCUGAAUUUGUGAAAUAACCGUAUACAUAUUGUGCAUUUGCGUACAUAUAAUUAUUGUAUCCGAUCAAUACACGAAUAAUUAGUGUUUCAUAAUAAUAUGAAUCGAAUAUAACUGUUUUAAUCUUUUGGAUAUUUGUUUUGUGUUAAUCCUUAAAAGCUUUUAUUCUGUAAUUCUGAAGGACCAUAUAAAGGUUUAAAUGUAAGCUUUAGCUAGCUAAAAGAUGAGAUUCUAUCAAAAGCUGGAAGCUGGUCCAUUGGUACACAGCUUGAAACUUGGGACCAAUUUCAUAUUUAUAUUCUUAUAGAUAUACCAUAUUUGUGUUCCUCUCCUCAUCUAUUUGUAUUUAGUUAUACCAUCUUAAUAUUUUAUUAGUCUUUUAUAUUCCAGAGCGUAAGGGCUUUGAAGCCAAAUGCAAAAAUUGUUAGUUGAUGAUAUAUAAGUGGUUUUUUUUUUUUGUAACACGAUGAUAUAUAAAUGGUUAAUGAGAAUAAUUAUUACUCGAGAUCAUCCAUCUACUUUGGGUCUUAACUUCAUAAAUCUGUGAAUGUAUAUUUAAUGUUUUAGUUGAAAAUUAUUUGUAGAGAAUAAUAAUAUGUACAUGGGUUGAGGAAUGAUAGGAAUUAGAGUUGGAGGUAAUAAACAGAAAAAUGAAAUAUUUGAUUGUGAAGCGAAAUUGUCAAGCUGGAUCUUUAAUGAAAGGUCUCUCUCAAAAUUAAAAUAACUAAGGCACUUGCAAUAUUAAUAGUAACGGCAAAAGUGAGAGAAUGACAUUUCUUCUUCUCGCUGACAAAUUGCUAAUUGCCAGUAUAGUUCAUAUAAAGUUUAUCAAAACCGAAAUGAUAACGAAUCAUAAUAACAUAUACUUAAUCAUUUCUGUUCAUAAGCAUUAGUACGUAUUACACUAAUACUAUACUAAGAAAUCUAUAAGUAUCUGGUGAUAAAAAGAUUUUGUGGUGAAUGGUGAUCUAAUAGCUCUUGAGAGUACUAAGGAUCACUAGUUGUUUUACCUAGGAUAAAUGAAUUGUAUAUCUUAAAGGCGAUAUUAUCAAUAAUUGACCUUAAGAGAAUUAUGAGUGAACAUUUAGAAGGUUAGAAUUUAUAUAUAUACUAUAAAACAAAAAAAAAAUGUAUGCAUAAAUCUCAGAUAAUUAGUGAAAAUCACAUGCAUUUUAAAAACAAUUGACUUCAAAUAAUGGUCAAAACUUAAAUGAUAUACAUAACACCAUUAGUUGUUUAAGAAUACAUCAAAUACUAAAACCUAAAAUUUGUUUUAUAAGAUCCUAAAAUUUGUUUAUGUUAGUUUAAUAAACUUUUCUAUGUUAAGAAUUGUCUUCCUAAUUUUUCUUUUAAAUGAUUAUGUAUUGAAUAUAGAAAGUUUAAAUGCUUCUUAAAAUUUAAAAGACUCUUUAAAACAUUUCAAGCAGUUUACAACAAUUUGUGAAAUUAAAAUUGUUGAAAUACUUGAGAACGUCUUCACAAAGAUAACAUAAUAUGAAACAGUUCUUUUUAUAUAUAUAUACUAGGUAUUUUGCCCGCACAUGCGAACAUAAUCAUUUUACUAAUAAUUAUUAAUAUAUGUAUUAUGAUUUAAACAUGAGGAUAACUUAUUCUUAAUCAUUUUAGUUUUCUUCGAUUUUUAUUUUGGUCUAUGUCUCCCUAAGACAAAAAAAACUAUAAAAGCAUGAGAUUAUAAGAGCAUAAUUACAUAUCAAAUAUUCUACAUAAUAAAAUAAAUUAAGAAUGUGAAUUUUUGGUCUCUCUUAGUCUACUUUGUAUUUUUGAAUCAGAAACAUGUAUUAAAUUACCAAAAACACUAAAAAACACAAAAUACAAGCAAGAACAAAGUAAAUAAAAAGUACAUAAAAAUUAAAGUUCGAUGAUAAUUUAGAAGAAUUUUUUUUUGAAAACGAAUUGAGAAAAUGACAAUAUUUCAUUGGUUUACUUGAUCAAUAUAUACACAUUGACUUAUCUUAAUAUUUCAUAAGUUUACUUUUAAUAAAAGAAAAUAGAUAAUGAUAGUUUUAUUAUUAAAGUUAAAAUAUGGUUAAUUAUAUAAUGAUAAAUCUAAUUAUUAAUUAAAAAUAUAUAUAUUUUAGUCGUUUCAUAACAUGAUUACAUAUGCAACUCUCUAAACUUAAUAUCAAAGCAUAUUUUUCUUAUAGAUUAAACAUACACGAGAAAUAACUACAGAAUUAAUUCAUAAUACUUAAUUCAUAAUUCCAAACUCCAUGUAACAAAACCGACUUGCUCCUAGUCUUUCAAACUCAAAGAAAGAAAAAAAAAUAGAAUUCCAACUAAAAAAAAUAUCAAAA
Messenger RNA from Brassica rapa (field mustard), 8237 nucleotides. RefSeq lists its product as uncharacterized. The record is from RefSeq and is a predicted model, not a curated record. Lineage: Eukaryota; Viridiplantae; Streptophyta; Magnoliopsida; Brassicales; Brassicaceae.